Paramuricea clavata is the source of this 23131-nucleotide messenger RNA. Lineage: Eukaryota; Metazoa; Cnidaria; Anthozoa; Malacalcyonacea; Plexauridae. The record is from the annotation of a GenBank genome assembly.
CUUGAGAGCCUGUUCGCAGGCUAUGUAAAACGUAACAGAACGGCGAACGUGCAGAUUCUGACAUCUCAAAUAAUGGUAAUGUGGGACAGUAGCGUUGCAGACUGCAGAGGAGAGUGAGUAGUGAGGCCCCCUCAUGCACCACCCCAUGGAAAACCUGCACCCUUCCUUGCAGAUGAGGCUAGUUCAGCCCCUGGACUGCACGUUUGGAUGCAAUUGUAAAAGUGCCGGGUAAAAGUCAGUUUUCGAUAUUUUAAAAUGUUAUAUACAUGUAUAUAUAAUUCUUAAUUUCAGGACCCGAAGUACGCUGUCGAAUGUCCUCUUGGGACAAUACUGCGUGUCGAGAAGGUUGGUGGAUCUACAAGCCGUGGAGAAAAUGCGUAUGGCUUGGAAAUAUUUUGCAAGGUACUGAACGAUCUUUCGGUAUGGUUUUUGCACUGACCUGAAACUAGGGUUGGAUUGAGAGUAUCUGAUUGAGAGUAUCUGUAAAAUUAUUUACAAAUCAAAUUGUUACUGUAGGUGUUGAAAUCAUCUUUAUUAUCAAGCAAAUGGUUUUCCCUAUAUGUACUGUAACUUAAAAGAUAUACAUAGCUUCACAGUUCACACCCUCUCUGCGAAUGAGUUUUAGAUACUUUUACUGUCGAUGUAAUGGAAGUGUUGAUAAAAUAUUGCACCAAUUCCUUUCCUCAAGUUGAUCAAUUCAUUUGAUAGAAAAUUGAUCAACUUCCUGUUACUUUUAGAUGAACCAAUUAGAUUUCGUUUCAGAACCAAUUGACCAAUAGGAAACGCACAGGAAGUAAAAAGAAAUUUGAAUUCGUAUGAAUUGAUCAACUUGAGGAAAUGAAUUCAUGCAAUAUUUUAUCAACACUUCCAUUGCAUCGACAGUAAGGGGUUGAUAAUGAUCUUGAAGCGGCUAUUGGGCUCUUGCAAGUGACGUCACAAUACGUAUUUGGUGACUUCCGCCAUUCCGAGUGGCAAAUUAAAAUAGUUAAUGAAAAGCGAACAUGUCAUCAAAUAAAGACUAUGUCACUGUCUACAGCUGUUCCUUUUCUUGAGCACUUUGAAGAGUUAUAAAUCUUGUACAGGUAUCUCGCAAGGCAGGUGAACAUGAAAUUUAUAAGUAUAGCUUUGUUUAGUACAUACAUGCCGCGUAAUCACUGCAUACGCUGAGAAAAUGCCUACAUACUCUCGCCAGAAUGUCAGACUCGCGCUCUACCAAAUGAGCUGCACUAACAGAUCUUAAUUAAUAUUUAAAUUAGCAUUCGGAGGUAAACCUGGUCGUGUUAUACAACUCAUAGAGUUGCAGGCGUCGAAUUUAGCGGCGGCCAUUGGCCGUCGAUGCCCAGCUCACUGGCGACUAAUAUGAACACUUUAUUGUUACUUAUAUACACUUGUCAUUACGUACUAUACUAAAUUUUCGGUAUGUUAUACAUAUAUUUUUUAAAAUGUUUAUGUUACAUCAGUAUGCAGUAUGGUUCUUAACAUGCAGUAACAAUUCAAUGAAAGUUUCAAGCUGACCUUUUUGCCCUGAAAAACGUAUAGUAAUGUCCAGCGAUGUAUACAUGCAUGGUGCUAAUUAUAUAUUAUAGGAUAUGAGAAACCUUCGAUUCGCACACAAACAGGAAAAUCAUUCCCGAAGAAUUGUAUAUGAGAAACUUUUGGUAAGUUCAAAUAUUUCUUCUGAUACAUGGAACGACUUUGUUUAAACUUCCAAAAAGAUCAUAGUUUGUUUAUAAGUAAUCAUUAAAAAAUUCAUUAAUAAUUCACGAGGAAAAUAUACCAAAGAAAUGAAUGUUUAAUCAAUGUUUGUAAAUCGGAUAAAGAUUUGUCGUGAUUUACAUAAACUUCAGCUUUGAUUUUCUCGGCUUAGACCAUGUUUAUUUUUAAAAUUACUUCGCCAAUGAACUCAUCCGAUGGGUCAUUUUUUAAGUACGAUAAAACAUUCGCAUCCGAUCGGCUUUGAUCGGCUGCUCAUGUUUUAUCUAGCACAAACAAAGAAGUGGAAGUGAUUAUAAUAUUUUUCAGGUACUUAUUCACGCAAAUAUAAGGGGCAAGUUUUUGUAUAGUAAUACAUGUAUCUACACUUCAUCCCAAUGUUGAACGUAUCAUAAUAAUGAUUACUGUACCUACUUACAGUUGAUACAUCAUACAUGGCUGCAAAAACAAGAAAUUUAAUACUACAGGAGGCAAACCCGAAUGCAGUAUUUAAUUUCGAGUUUCUUGUUCGUGAACUCGUGCAUGCAUAUACAGUAAAUUCCGACAACACACGAAAUAGUGUGUUAAACGUUUAAAUAUUUAUUUUGAGUAAAUGCUUAGCAAGUAAACACUUGCGAGUUGCGAAAAAAGUUCAGUGCCAUUUAUUCAGACAAAAUAUCCAAGGUAUAAAACAAUGCCAACUCGUGGUAUUAUAUUUGGAGUUGUAUUUUUUCGACUUCGCCCCUCUUUCACCGCUUUGCUCAAAGACGUUCAGUGACAAACACAAACUUACUAUAUAAAGCACGGAAAAGCCCUGGGCAUUUGCUCUUUUUGUGUUUUAGUAUAGAUUCGACGAUAUUCUCCUCGAUAACCUCGGUACUGAACUCACGAAACUCUUCACUUUCCGCCAUCUUUGAUUGAGUAGUUGCCGUGAAAUUAUUUAAUUCAUCGGCACACUAAUUGUCGCAUUAAUGACCGUUGUUGUUAUAUAAAAGCAAAUCACUUUGUACAAAUCGAGCAAUUAGAACGGUACAAUGUACAGUUCAAAGUGUGUAAUUAGUUUAAUCUCCUCAGUGCCACUGGCUAUAACUCUUCAUAGUUUAUAAUGAAAACAUCUAAAUCUAUUUUGAGAAUCCUGUUCACUGUGAUACUGCCAACUACAGCUACUAUCAUCUGAACUGUAUGAAGCCAUAUUAAUGUGCUUUAUGUUUUAUUUUCUUUUUAGCAAAUGGCAUUCCCAUUACCAAAUAUAAAGGUAGGGUACAUGAUUAAGUUUCGCGUUUGUCGUCAGUAACUACAGUACCUACCUAAUGUGAACACGUUACGUGUUUUUGAUUGGUUUUCUGGAACAAAAAUCGUCAGUAUUUUUUACUCGUUCAGUCGUUCUUCGGAAAUAUGAUUCAAAUAACUUAUUAUAGUGUAUUUGUUUUAUUAUCAUAAUCAACCGAUUAGAAAUUCUAUUGUAAAGAUAUGGCCAGAGCGACCCGAAUUUGAAAAAGAAACUAAACAAGACCUGCAUCUUAAGACUGAAAAAACUGAUUAGGAGUAUGGAGAUGUCAUUUCAAUAAUCAAUGCCUUACAGUUGUUUCCAUUGAUAUUCCUCUAAAUUAACUUAAUUAACAACUCAGAGUACAACUGAUCCAAUCCUUAUUUUCGGACUCGAAAUAUGUCAUUACAUGCAGUAAGAACUCGGCUCUAAUAGUCACAGAUUCUAUGUUUUCUUAUUAAUGUCAACACGUCAGUUAUCGACGUUAUUAGUCAUGACCACUCUGGUUGCAUCGACUUAUGAAUUGCGAUUGUUUUCAAAACUCGUGACGAGUCGUAACGGCUACUGUACGUGAAUUGAAAUUGAUGUCAUAACUGGUGACGAGUGUUAACGACUUGUGAUUUCACAAUUGGUGAUGAAUGUUGUUGACUCGUUUGAAUUCCUAUUGACUUCACAACUCGUGACGACAGUUAACGACUCGUGAAUUAUGAUAGAUUUCACAACUCGUGACGAUAGUUAACGACUCGUGAAUUUUGAUAGAUUUCACGACUCGUGACGACAGUUAACGACUUGUGAAUUGUGAUUGACGAGUUGUCAGCUCUCGUAACGACCGUACUAUUGGGUAUGUAUGAAAUUUCAAAUUGUACAUGUGGACUGUACACGUUUUUAGGAGUUCUUUUGCUUCAAAUUACAAGAGAAAUUCCGUGAUAAUGGCUGGGACGUCUACGAUGCAAUACGAGAUUUGCAACGACAGGUAAUGCGAAUGUUUUAAAACGUUCACGAUGGAAAGUUUAAGCAGAGAAUUUGAUGUUGUGGGAACGCCUUUCGUUGGGAGAGUUCGUAUAGAGAAUGUGGAUAAUAGUGCUGCACAUAAUUAGCAAAAGACAAAAGAAAGUGCUCUGAUAUUAACUUGGCAUUUACUAUAGACCCUUUGCACUGACGUCACAAAUCCUUAGAGUGUCCUCCAGAUGCUCCCUAACAAUAUAUGUUCGGGUACAACAACCACAUACAGCCCAAAAAUGAACCAUUUUAAUACAAAAUUAUUAUAAACUUUUGCAAAAUUUGCUUUGUUUACAAAAGUUAUAUUAUGCAUAGAUUGCUAAUUUGUCCUCCAGAUGCAUCGUCGCCGGCGCUGUGACGUCAUGUGCAAAGGGUCUACACCAGUGAAAUGAAUAUAACUGGAAAACUACCUUCAGCCGGAAAUUUGAAGCCAAAUUUGAAGGCCAGUCUCAGUUUUUUCACGCAUGCGAAGAGCGCAGUCAAUUAAGUAAGUACUAAGCACCUGUAAGUAAGUGAGCUGUGCUAAUCAUCCUUACUUGCAGCUGAGAGCUAAGCUGAAUUACGAGGGACGCAGCUCAACCUGAUCGAGUCGAAGGCUUUCUAAGGACGCCUAUGGCAGCCACCUUAUGACUCGUGUCUGAUCACGGAGCACAGCUACGGUGGAAGGGUCAGUUAGGGGGAUAAAUGUCAACAUACCCUGUGGGAGGAAAGCGGAGUACCCGGAGAAAACCCACGACUUUCGGUAUUAUCUCAUACCUAGCAUAUUAGCGGCUUUCCUAUUGGCUACGAGGAGGUGCGUUCAAUCUCUCGAACCCACCUGCUGACGUAUGUUUAGGACUUAGGAGGGGGGUUCGAGGUCGAUGUUUCGGCGGCGGCCAUCAUGAAGCGAUUUGAACAAAUUUCAGACGAAGAUUUAAAGAAAAAAUAAAUUAACUGUUUUAUUCUGUAUUCAUAGUGGAAGAGAAGAAAGAUGGCCGCCGAAAUUUGUUCGGCUCGGGCAGGUUUAUAAGUCUUGGCAAUGUUUCCGCGGAAUGUGUGCAUUUUCUCUUUUCAAGAAUAAGGGCAUAUUGUAGAGAAUUUUUUAGCUUCAAUUUAAGCCUAAGUUUGUUUGUUUGCGUAAUAUGUUGGCGGCUAAAAUGUUCGUUAUCCAAACAGGAAACUCGGUAUAUCCUAAAAUUCUUCAGUACUUUUUACCGAAAUGGCAUGUGAUAAAUCAUAAAAACCAAACAUACUUGCAGGUUCGGUGAGUCCGGGAUUGGACGCACCUUGGGUGGCUGGAAGUUUCCCGAACCCACCUCGGUGAGUUCGGGAGACUUCCAGCCACCCUCCGUGCGUCCAAUCCCGGACUCACCUCCCUGCAAGUAUGUUUCUUAUAGAGCGUUGACUGACUCUUCACAUAAGUGUCAUGCAUGAGUCCGUAGCGAGAAAGGCGCGUGCUCUAACGAUUGCGCUACCGUCAUCCGUCAACAUGAAUAUGUAUUCUGAAAAUCGGCUUAAAAUUUACAAAGAAAGCUUUUUAACAGCGCUUAAACAUUCUUUAUUCGGGUAAAACUUACUAGUAGACUUUACUUUUAGGUUUGAAGGUAGCGUACCAGUUCUAUUCAUUUCAAUGUGCUACAGGUAUACAAACCUACGACAAUGGGAUUGUGCAUGGCGUUUGUCUAAAUCUAAUAUAUAUUUUUUUGUUUUAUUUAACGCGCGUUCUUAGGGUUUACCAACAGACUGUUGGAGAAUAUCGAAAAUAAACGACAAGUACGCGCUUUGCGAUACAUACCCACCUUUAGUAAGUAUACAUAUGUGUUGAUCUGCCUUAUAGAAUAGCCCGACCCAGUAUUCAACCUAUGCCGUAAAUGAUCUAAUAAACGUCUAGUGCGUUCAUUAAAUAUUUGUACUACCAACCUUGUUCAGCACUGUAUUAGUGCGAAUUUCCGUGGAUAUACUACUUUCAUUUUGUUGCUUACUCUGCAAGCAACAAAUUGCAAAAUAAAUACAGAGUGGUCCGAAAAAAUGCAGUAGUUAUGUCCCAGAUUUUUGUACAGCUAGCUAUUAAUAGUGAGAAUAAAAAAAUGUUAUCUAUAAGAGAUGAAAUUUGACAACAGGAGUCAGGACUACUAAAAUUAGUCUAGACGAACCAAUGUUAUGGCUGUUAUUGUAAAAAAGUAAAAUAACAAUAUGCAAAUUCGGUAAAUGCAUGCAUGAAUUAAGCAUGCGUGAUAUAGGCAUUGGUGCAGCCAAAAAAUGAAAGUUUUAGCAGCUAUUUAAGGGACUUAAAAUUGAGUAAAUUCUCUGAUAUUUGGACCAUUGAUAAAACACAUAACAAAUUUCUUGCCCAUGAACUCAAAAUGGUUUUUAAGGUUUUUAAACUUUUAAAUUUCGCGCGCAAGCUAUUUUUAAUGCUGCUAAAAAGAACCCCCUCCCCCCUUCUCUGGAAAAUUUAUCUUUUCGAACUUUUUUGUUUAUUGUGCAUUAUAUAAGUACCCAAACAAUCUAUCAAAAAUUUCAUAAAAUGAACGGAUUUGUGAAAUUAGGAGCCGAUUCAAAAUUGUCUACUUUUUUUAUACACCCUGUAUGGUGUCAAAAUUCAUCUUUCAGUUUCAGGUUAAAUUUUCGAUGCCCACUUACAGUAUAAUGACUGUAUAGCUGUGUAAUUCUUCCAGGACAGCCUGACACUUUUGAAUAGGAUGCAAAUGUAAACAAAGCCGACACUUGCGAAUGGACAGUACCAUUAUAUGCACAUCUUUAAAAUAAUGUAACUAAAAAUAAAAUUAUAGUGUAGAAACGUCGCACCAGAGGUGUAACUUAACUCUUGCCCGCUUGCCCGGGGCAAGUGAAUAUCAUGACGGGCAAGUAAACGUUUUAUCUUGCUUGCCUGAUUGGACAAGUUGCCUUGCCACAAAAUGCCGGACAUUUUUAAGUUUAUGUUUUCAUUAUCGGAUAAAUUGUUUAUACUGUAGUGCAUGUACUUGAUUCCAAAUUUUUUUGCGGGCCAAAGCUAGAUCUGAGGCAAUAUAACAUAGCCAUAUAGAGAGCAGUGAGAGAACGGGUCGACAUGUUGUCCUAACUAGGUACCCCAGUGGCCAUUGUCUAAUGGCAAGUGAAUUUUAUCCAGGGCAACUAAUUUUCGUGCCCUGAGGGCAAGUGGUCAAAAAAAGUAUAGUUACACCACUGCUCGCACUAUAUCCUAAUUGGGAUAUCUGAGUUUGGCAUUUGCAGUGUAUGCAUGAGGUCGUUGGUUUAUCGACGUUGUUGGAAUAUAUAUUAACAUCUAUAGGUAGGAGUUCCUACAGAUGUCACGGACGAGGAUUUGAAGCUAGUUGCACCCUUUAGGAGCAGGUCAAGAAUCCCGGUAGGUUUUUCACAAUUUCAUCAUUGAGGUGUAUAUUUUUGAAAGGUCGUCGUCGUUAGACGCUCAAGUACAUCCAGUAUAUGCACUGAUGUACAGUAUUUUUAUAUUAUAUUAUAGAGACGCGUUAUGCGUCAUUGGUGUCAUAUUGAGUGCUCUAUUUCCGUAGAAUAAACAAUAUUUAUAAAAGCAAAAUGAUGAAAUUGUGUCCAGGUUUAUUGUAUCAAGGUAGUUGCACUCCCGUACAUAGAUUGGAAUGGUUUAUCAACUUUCCUUCGAUGACAUCACUAUUGAGCCACUUGGCCAACAUCUGCAGAUCUACCUCAUCUACAUGUGCUGACUGCAGUUUUACAGUAUUUCUUUUGAUUUGAUAAUAUUCGUGUUAUCUUUUUUUCUAUUUCUUUUCGGCUGACCCCAAAUAUUUUCUAGGAAUAAUGGUCCCGUGCAUGGCCCUCUACUUUUUCACCCCCCUAACUGCAUGUGUACAGAAUAAAGUAAAAAAUUAUUCAACUUUGAAAAUCCUUCAAAUUUUCCACCAGUGAAAUCCGCGUGGGUUUCCCAACAUGCUAUUGCCAUAGAAUAAAGAUCCAUAUAGAAGGGCCACUUACGUCGGAAGCUUUGAAGUUUCUGUCCUCGCGCAUGUCGCAUUACGCAUGUUGGCCGCCAUCUUCCUAGCCAGUCAAUGACAUUUUCUGGCCAAUAAACACGCUGUACUGGCUGGCUGCUCCGCCUUCUGGCCAGUAAACUGCAUAUUUUUGCAUAAAAAAACGAGGACACGUUGCACCGCUGAGUGGCCCUUCUGUUACUGAUCUUUAUUCUGUGCUAUUGCCUAAUACACCCUUUCGAUAAUUACGUCACAACUACACUGUGUUCAACUUAGGACCACCUUAAAUGGAAUGGAUUUCAAGUUUGCUUCUCACGGGCGAUGGGGAGAGAAGCAGAACAUCAUCCUUCAACACAAUCAUAAAAAAGAAUUUUGGAUUUUGACCAAUAAAUGUGGAAAUAAGCUUUAACACGAAAACGAGGCUCCCGCGCUGCCCCUAGAGCCUCACUUUCGUGUUAAAUCUUAUUUGUAUAUUUAUUGGUCAAAAUCCAUAGGCCAUAGGUAACAUGCUGUAUUCAAAUGAAAGAAAAAAACUAUACAAACUUUGGAUGAAAUCAACCUUAAUUGCUGUUAUCAUGUAGGUUCUUUCUUGGCUACAUCCUGUCAAUAAUGCGUCAAUUACGCGCUGUAGUCAACCCAUGUGUGGAGUAAGGGGUACGAGAAAUAAAGACGAUGAGAAAUAUUUACAGGUUAGACUAUAUCAGUGGCGAAGCCAGCCCGACAAUUUGGUCAUGCCAUGCAAAUAUUUCCGUGUUCAUAGACCGUAAAAACAAUCAAUUUGUAAAGAAAUGAAUAAUAAUAAUGGUUUAUAAAUUGCAUAGCAUGACCAAAUUGUCGGGCUGGCUUCGCCACUGGCUAUAUAGAAUUAACGUAUUUCCCACAUUUUGAAAAAGGUAUUUUUCGCGAAAUUUACACACGCGCAAUUAAACACCCUAGUCAAAAAUUUGAAUCAUAAAAUUCAUGAUAACAACAUGCACAGCUCAUAUAUCAACAUAAAUUACAAAUUAUUUAAUAAUAUUCUUAGUAUUAAGCUACAGUUUGCAUUUGUCGUGUUAUCGGCAAUAGAGAUGAGUAAAGAGAUUGCCGACUACCGUACAGACAGUAUAUACAGUAACCUUAUGUUGACUUGUUUUGAAAGUUGUAGUUCAGAUUUCUAUAGAAAAUCAAAUGUUGUUCAGAAACCUUCGCGAAAUUUAAUGCCCGUUUUCUAUUUUCGCCUACCGAAAUCACGAAAAUAAAGUUUCGUGAAAUAUUGCCUCAACAAGUGAAGUACGAAUAAGGUAAUAAACGGACAUCCUGCCGAAGUCAUCACUCUAAUAACGGCUCCUCCCCUUCUGAAGUCAUAAUUCUAAUAACCCCCCACCUCUUACUGAAAACGGUUUAUUAGGAUAAAUAUGACACGCCAGAUUCCGAAUUGUUUUACAAGUGUAUAAUGUUCGUGAUCUCGUAUCGAUAUUAAACACUUUAAUUAUACCAAUAGAUAUGAAACAACUUUUAUACGCAGUAUAGAACGUAUUAGGGGCCAUUCACAAAGGAUGUCCAGCCAAAUGAUGCAUUUUCAGACCCACUCCCCCCUUGUCCGGCAUUGUCCGAAUUAGAGAACCCCCCGGACAUCCGCCAUGUCUCGCAAAAACUCACGCAACCUUGUAUAUGUCAAGAGUAAAAAACUUUUCUUACUUUUUGUAGCACUUUUUUUAUAACUAAAUGUGAAUACAAAAAGAGUUAUAAAUGCAGAAAGCUAUUAUUUCACGACACUGUUGAAUUUAUCAUUGAAGGAAAGAAUUAGAUAAUAUUAUGAAGUGUCCAAAAUGCCAAUUUCACAAUGGGACGGAGAGUUCAAAAUAGAGGCAAAAAGAAAUUUGUUUUUGAACUUUUUUAAAAUUCGGACAUCCAGAUUGCUAAAAAAAAACCCUCCCCUCCUAUGUCCGAGUUUGUCCUGAUUUUCCAACCCCCGGCUUGGACAUCCUUUGUGAAUGGCCCGUUAGAAUUACUCCAUGGUCUUUUGCCUCUUGCUUCUAAAGUACUCUAAUUUCUAGCCCCACGUGACAUAUAUUCAAUUACUAAUGUCAGUAAUGUCAACAUUGCAACAAGCUAUAGAGAUCUAGGGAGAGGGGUAAUGUCAGUGACAGUGCACGUACGUGUACAUGCAUUAACGUUGAAAAUGAUUUAUUUUUUCCAGAAUAUCCUGGAGGCAAAUCCACAGUGUCAUAAACUCUUUAUUAUGGAUGCAAGGCCAAAAAUCAACGCCGUGGCCAACCAGGUAAUUUGUGUUGUGAGAAUAGUUUUGAUCUACUUUGUUUUGCGCGUAAGCUCUUUUACGCAUUCUUUCAUUCAUGACAGAACGUGCGCUUCGAAUAACUGUCUUGUUUGUUUGUUUCAGGCUAAGGGAGGCGGUUAUGAAAGUGACGAAUUUUAUCAAAAUACAGAAUUGAUCUUUUUAGAUAUCGCAAAUAUUCAUGUUAUGAGAGAGAGGUAUCGAGGACGUUUCAUGUUUAUGAGGUUAUUCAGUCUCUGGCGAUCACAGUCAUAAGUGGAGACCUCCGACGAUGGCUGGGGCAGACCGUUAAAAGAAACUAAGCGAGAUUUCAAAAUGUUCGAAUAUUUACGCAGACCAGGGUUCGUACAAAACUUGAAUGUCCUAGAAUUUGAAAACAAAAAAUCAAGGCCUUGAAUGUCCUUGAAUUUGUAAAGAAGUACUUGAAUGUCCUUGAAUUCUUCUUGAAUUCUUCUUUAGUUUUUGGAUAUUUUCUGAAAUUGUUUGACAUUCAAAACGGACAUUUUGUUGAACUGAUUUUGCAUGUUCAUAUCUGACCUCAUUAUAAAGUUACGUUUUGAACAAUUCAACGUCAUAUUUUGCUGAUUUCUAACGCCUUCUCUUCAGUAUUUAGUCCUUGUAUUUGCCGAUACAUGGCCUUGAAUGUCCUUGAAAAGUCCUUGAAUUUUACUCUUCCUGACAUGUACGAACCCUGGCAGACUUGCAUGUUCACAAAUUAUUCUCAAGUUUGGUAUAAUACAAUAUUUUAUUAUAUUUUUUCUCAGGCGCGUAUGAAAAGCGUUGUAAACUUCCAAAGUAUAAUAACUAAUAUUCUAAACUAAAAGGCUAAUAACUACAAAAUUUUUGUGACAUCUCACUCGAAUGAAUAAUAUGGGUAUUGUAGAUGGAAAUUGUCGAGUAGAAAUUUAUAUACUGUACAUUUAUCAGACCUAACCAGGAACAGAAGCGAAAAAUGCAAGGAAUUGAACCUGCGGCCCUGUGAUUCCGUUGCAGCGCUCUAACCAAUUGAGCUACAGAGGCCAGUUGCCGAGCUUGAAGGCUAAUUAUUCCGAACUCUUCCUUUUAGUUUGCGCAAGCUUAAAGAUAUUUGUUUUCCAUCAAUUGAUGAUGUUCACUGGCUUGCAAACCUUGAAGCUACUCAUUAUUUGGAGCAUAUUAAGGUAGUUACACUUAGAGCACUUGUUCCGUGAAUAUUUUCUCGAAAAUAAAUAGAGGAUAUUAGACAGUUGCAAAGAGAUAUGGAUUUCAUGUUCGAGUGGCAAAAUCAAUAUCUCACGAGUGAGCGCAGCGAACGAGUGAGAUAUUGUUUUUGACACGAGAACAUAAAUCCAUAUCUUCUCGCAAGCGUUUAAUGUUCUGUUUAUUAUAUGGACUUAUUCAGAGUGACAAAAAUACACACAAAGACGACAUUUAAAUAAGCACGCGAAAGACCAGUGUAAAAGCGAUAUUUUUUUAAAUUAUAGUGCAAACAAUACUAGAAUAAAUUUUACUUAUCUCAAGAUGUCUUUUAAAUGUUUUCGUUUUAUUUCCAACGUUAAUUUCGUUUUAAAUACGAACCAAAGACCAUUUGUAUUUUCAAAACAACAACAAUGAAAACUUCGUAUGUCACUAGCAGGGGUGAACCUGGGCGCACCUGGUCCCGGAUAUAGUGACGUAUGGGUUCUACGAGUGUUUUAGUUUCCAGUAAAACACCAUUGUCCAUAUAAUAAAUACUAAUAUUAUACCUCACCUUCAAAUUGUCCAAUCAGGAAGCGUAGUUUGUGGCACGUGAGCAUGAAAUUAAUGGCGAUAUCACGCCUUACGUUAUCAAUUAGCGAGCCUGCGUUCCUUUUGACAAUGUUCCUUUUGACAAUGUCCCUGGGGAACCCCAUAAUAAUUAAAUUUUAAACGUAAAACCUGGGGCUUUUUCAAAAUUUUGAAGCAAAUUGUGAAAAAUGUUGUCAUUAAUAUUCCAAACGAUAUGUGAUUCGAAAGAAAAGCGACGAUACUUGCGUUAGUCCGAAAAUAAAACAUCGUAUAUUCACGAAUGUAUGUGGCAAGUUUUACAUUCUCAACUUGGAGGCUUUUAAUUUUCGGUGAUGGUAUUUCCUCCUCAGUGAUAUUUCCACCUCAGUGAUGAUAUUUCCUUCAGGGCAAAGCCCCUUGGAAAAUAUCACUUCGGGUAAUAUUUCGCCGAAUCCCCCUCGCCCAGGUCUAUAGAUGAUAAAUGUCUAUAAUACUUUCUAAAAAAUGGGUGGAUGGGAAAAAAGUAAUAACACAUGAAAACUGAUGGGCAGCAUUUCUAUUUUUCUUGUUUCUUAAAAGUACAAGGUCGGGAAAUUCAUAAUCCAACAAAAAAUAUAAGGCAGCGUGGUGUAAUGCUAAAUAUUGUAGUCAUUACUGAAUCAAACAGCCGAACAAUUAAAAGCAGACCGGCCAAGGCCGGAUUUUCGUGUAAAUUGGGGAAAUGGGAAAAUAUAGGGUUUCACUACAUCCCGGGUGUUCUUUGUAGGUGCCCAUAGUUAAAGUUGAAUUUUUAUAAAAUAAACUGAUCACAAACCCCUAACCCUAACCCUAACCAGGACAGUAAAUGUCUCAUAAAUAAUUUGAGAAUUAAAAAGAGUCUGAAAAAAGGUCAAGGACGCCUUUAACGAAUACGCUACCGGAAAGCUCGCUGAAUGCAAUUACAAAUCAUUGAAGUUAACUGUUAAAUGUGAGAGUCAAAUUUUGACUUUGAUCCAUCGUUUGAAAUUUCUCAAAUGGAGGUGCAAAAUUACCGCAGGGGAGGUGCUCAGCUCCUCUCAAAAUCCGGCCAUGAUUGAGCUGCUGCCUCUAUGCAAAAGCAGAGAGAUUGAUAUUUUUGUGUCCUUUUUUUGGCCAACCCAAUGGUUUAAUUGGUUGGUUGAACAAUGUAAGUUGUUUAAAAUGAACUUGUGUACUGUAUUGGGAAGUAUUCGCGUAUCUUUCAUUUUUCACAUGCACAGAUCUUUGUGUCUGUCACACCGUUUCGUAUGCAAAAACAUUGUAUUUUGCAUUAUAUAUGUAAUAUACUUUUAGACAUUAAUACGGAAGUCUCUAUUUUAGUUGAUUUUAGCUGGCGCUGUGCGUAUAGCUGAUUUGGUUGACAGAUGUCGAACCUCAGUUGUUGUACACUGUAGUGACGGUUGGGACAGAACAGCACAGGUACCGUAUCACAUGUGGUAAAAUAGGUUUAUGUGUGAACAUGAAUUUGGCUCAAUUGGCCUUAUUUUGACUCAAUUGGGCUUAUUUUUAGACUUUUUUUGAGUUGACAGCGAUUUACUGUGGAGUUACACAUGGUUCUGGAGUUGACCUGUACAGUAACUCCAGAAUUUUUAACUCGCAUAUUUUGACAUUUGAAUUUGGAGCUAGCCCCUUAAGCUAUAUAAUGGUAAUGUCGCUCUAUGACUCCCUAACUUCUGCAUGCAGCCAUCUUGUUGACGACGUAUAUAAGGAGAGUUUGGCAAAUUUGUACACAAUGUAAACAAUUUUUCACCGUAUUUUGGGGCUAUGGGGUGUGUUUGGGGGUGGAAGGACUAUCUAACGUCUCUUGAAAAAUGACGGUACGUCUUUUCAGUUACGCACAACCAACGUAUAGUCGCAAAACGUGUUUCAUGUGUUUCCCCUUGUUUCAAAAACCCCGAGCAAGUCCAUGACAAUAUUAUUGUAGUAAUCUUCAACACAUAUGACAAAACAUAAGAUUUUUGCUUCCUUAUAUGCACGAGCGCCAUGACGCAAAAUGCUUCCAAAAUUAGGUGUACCAAUUUUCGGUGACGUUCCUGUUGACAAAAACGUCGCUAGAACGUCGAAAUGGUGUAUAGGCUGUUUGCCUCCAUGUUACAAUAUAAUUUAAGUAAAAGCUAUAGCUUUGAUUAAACUGUAACUUACAUUGGUUUAGCUUACUGCGCUUUCCAUGUUGUUGUUGGAUCCAUAUUAUCGAACGAUUGUUGGAUUUGAGGUAUGAUUAAUGCAAUUUUGUGCCCCAAAGUUCUUAAAUGACUAGGUUUUUCGUUUUAGUUUAUUAGUUUCACUUUCUUUCAUUACAGGUUUUAAUUGAGAAGGAAUGGCUAAGUUUCGGACAUAAAUUUGCACAGGUACAUUUAUUACUUUUUGUAGUUGGUUUGAAAAUUGCUAAGCGAAAUACAAACUCGACUAUAUUCUGCAUCAUACCAAUUCUUCCCUUAGUUGAUCUUAUAUUUCUUUCAGCGCUGUGGUCAUGGGGAUAAGAAUUAUUCAGACGAUCAACGAUCUCCGGUUUUUGUACAGUUUAUUGAUUGUGUCUGGCAAAUAACGAGACAGGUACAUGGAUAUUUUUGCUAGUGUAGUUUCAGUAACUUAACGUGCGCUAACAAAAGCCGUAAAGAUAUGGCUCGAUUUUGAACAUUUUAAAUUUUUUCCCAGUUUCCCUGUGCGUUUGAAUUCAACGAGCAUUUCCUCAUUACCAUUCUUGAUCAUUUGCACAGGUAAUCUUAUCAUUUUUCAUUACUAUUCCUCAGUACUGUGCAAGGUUACAGUACAGGUAUGGAAACAAACAAACAAACAAACAAACAAACAAACAAACAAACAAACAAACAAACAAACAAACAAACAAACAAACAAACAAACCAACAAACAAACAAACAAACAAACAAACAAACAAACAAACAAACAAACAAACAAACAAACAAACAAACAAACAAACAAACAAACAAACAAACAAACAAACAAACAAACAAACAAACAAACAAACAAACAAACAAACAAACAAACAAACAGACAAACAAACAAACAAACAGACAGACAGACAGACAGACAGACAGACAGACAGACAGACAGACAGACAGACAGACAGACAGACAGACAGACAGACAGACAGACAGACAGACAGACAGACAGACCCAAAACAGACAAACAAACAAACCCAAAACAGACAAACAAACAAACCAAAACAGACAAACAAACAAACCCAAAACAAACAAAAAAAAACAAAAAACAAACAAACAAACAAACAAACAAACAAACAAACAAACAAACAAACAAACACAAAACACCCAAACAAAAACAAAAACAAACAAACCCAAAACACCCAAGCAAACAGAAACAAACCCAAAACACCCAAGCAAACAAACAAACCCAAAACACCCAAGCAAACAAACCCAAAACACCCAAACAAACAAACAAACAAACAAACAAACAAACAAUCCCGAAACACCCAAACAAACAAACAAACCCAAAACUCCCAAACCAAAACACCAAAACACCCAAACCCAAAACACCCAAACCAAAACACCAAAACCAAAACCCAAAACAAACAAAACUGAUGGACUAUAUGGAGAGCGAGGGUGGAAAAAUUGUUCCAUUUUGACUGACUUGCAUGGUACUCGAUCGACUACACUCGUUUUCUGUUCCUGCAUAAUUAGCCACAUACAUGCCGUAGUAAGAAAUGAUAUUUACCGGUCUGUAUAUAUAGCCUUGUAUUGUUUUUACAUGUAUAUUAUGAUUUACAAAAAUAUAUUUUGUAUGUAAUGUGAGAAAAAAGCAAAACCAGUCUGAAAGUCAGUCAUCUGCUAUGCAUGCUAAGAAUAAUUUUGAAUUACUAACUUCUUAUUAACCAAGUGCGAGGUCUGUACAAAGAAAUAUCUGACCGAGGUAACUUUUGAACAAACCGAGCCCGUAGGGCGAGGUUUGUACAAAAAGACCGAGGUCCGAUAUUUGUUUGUACAGUACCAAGCAAUAUGGCAUUUAUAUAGGCAUUUGUACGUGAAACUAACCAGGAAAUGCAUGAUUUGAAAUGCAUAUUAGUAGCGUGAUACACAUUUGGUCGAACGAAAACAAAAAAUGCCAUCUUUUCCACUAAAAACCAUUCGCAGAUAUUUUAUUAAUAACAAAUUAAAUUCUAAUUUUCAAAUUUUCAAUUAGUUUUGCUGUUUUGUUUUAAAAUGCAUGCGUUUGUUUUUACGUAAUGGACCGCCGGUCCAUCACGGGAAAAUAAUGGACCGCUGAAAGUGCUUGUCAGCCAAUCACAGUCCGCUAUUUCACCGGAAGUGAUGCUUGCCAUAUAAUAAUUAUGGAUAAUGUGUUGGUUCUUUUUGUCGAUGAUCUUCGGUUGUAAAGCUAUAGUAGUGAUGUUGGCCUUACUGCAGGAUAAUUUGGAAACAUUUUAGAUCCGGUAUAAUAAUUGAACCUUUCGUUAGUUUAAUUUCCUAAAUUAACAAUGGGAUUAAUGUAAUCGAAGUAUUUUUUCUUUGUUUUAGCUGUUUGUUUGGAACAUUCUUAUGUAAUACAGAUUGCCAGAGGGUAAAAGAGGUAAGAACUAGUGCCAGUGGCCUAUUGUUGAGACCCCGUCGGAAAAUUGCAAUUGAGACCCGGUCGGAAAAUUGGAAAUUUGUUAUGUUGUCGGAAUCUUCGUGGUCAAGCAUACCUGCAUAAUAUACGAGUGCAUGGGAAUUUUACUUCUCUUCGUUGUUUGACAAUGCGAAACAUGUUUGAAUAAAAAAAUAUAUAGAUGAAAUAUCGGAAAUCGGACUCGGUUUACGUUUUCCCAAUAUACGUUUAUAGAAUAGUCAAUAUUUAAUUCAGUAUCACUUAUAUAAUUAUUUAUGAACUCACUACGCCCCUGACUAGUGCGCAGUAUAUUAUAUAACAUUGCAAACUUGAAAAUCUGUGUCAUUUGUGUGUAUUGGACAUGAGGCCGUUCAUUUAGUUUGUGCACAAAAUUUCCGAAAAUUCUUUCCCCUCCUUUCCCCAUGUACCGAAAGCGCAAUAGAAAUGACGCCAAUUAAACAAUAAGCUAGCGUAUGUAAACACUACAAAAAUUCUGAUUCUCCCUCCCCCCUUUGUUGUGUACAUACUAUAAAGGAUUACCCCGUACCAAAUUAUACAAAGUUUUACUUAUUUUAUUUUCAGGAAGUAAGGAGCAAAACCUGUUCUCUAUGGUCGUACAUUAACAGUGAUGUAAGUAGUUUGCUAUUCUUAUAAAAUUCUUAGGGGCGGUUUAUAUAGUUUCAAUGAAAUGUGACGUAUUUUGAGCAAUUGAAAUACGUGUUUCAGCCCUGAACUAAAGUUAGACAACUUUAAAUAUUGUUGGAACGCGCUAGGGGCUAUGUAGUGGAAGAAGACGAUUAAUAGCAUUCAACAACAUUUGUUUUUUUGUCUAAAACAUGGAAUUUCAUACAAUCUGUAACAAGCAAUUUGUUAGACCAUGAAGUGCGACUUAUUUCAAUUGCUCAAAAUUCGCCACACUUCAUCGAAUCCUGGGUAAGCGGGACCAUAUAAACAGCCGCUUAGAAAGUAUUCAAAGGCCAUCGGCUACAAAAUAUAUAGUUGAAAUCGACCAAAAUUUUGUCUGAUAUGUAAAAUAUGACGUUAUCGGUUAGGUGAUAAUUGUCAGGGUUAACAAAUGAAUAUAUAUACACUUCUGAAAGUUUGUUUUGGUUUUGAAUAGUUAAAUUUUGUCAGAAUUUUUCAGCAUUUCAGAGUUUUUAUACUCUGCCUGUAAAAUCAUAUACUCUAACGCCCGUAUUCUAAAAGCUCACUCACACUCGCACUCAAUGAGGUAGAGGUUCAAUCUGAGCUUCGCUCGAGUGUCAUUGCUGCUUUUGAAUAGCUGGAGGGUUAGUGUCGUACCUUACUAUUUGAUUACUCACCCACCAGCUAUUCAAAAAUAGCAUUGGCAUUCAAGAGAAGCUCGGAUUGAACUUCCACUCAGUGAGUGUGAGUGAGCUUUUAGAACACGGGCGUAAAUCUCCCAGUGUUGUACUAACACCAAAAACGGUGUAAAUUCCUGCCUCAGUAUUUACACCAAAAAAGUGUAAAUUUACACAUUCGCAAGUGUAAAUAUAUACACCAGUGAGUGUAUUUUUACACCAAGUUGGUGUAAAUUAUCUCGCUUCAGAAUUUACACCAAAAAGGUGUAAACUUGCAUGUGGUAUAAAUAUACACCAGGGAGGAUAUUUUUACGCCAAGUUGACUCAACUUGAGUUCUGACUGAGAACAUUUGCUUUCAAACAAAUAUGCAGGGUGUAUAGAAAAGAUAAUCCAGUUUUACUGUAAGUGCACACAUUUUAUUUUUGCACAUGCAGUAAUGAAGAUUAUAUGGUAAAUUUAGCUUUGUUUCAUUUCAAGCAAAAAUUACCAAAUACCAGCCGAUUGAAAUCACAUUUUCCAUCUAAGAGCAUUAUUAUAGCAGUGCAGAAGAAAAGAAAAAACAGUUAAUUUCUAAAGUAUCAUGCCAAGCAAUAAGCUUAAAACAGAAGUGACCAGAUGUUAGGGCUUUUUAAAUUAAAAUUCAUGAAUUUUAGAUCCAAAUGGGAGUUACUUUCAGUACGUUUUUCACAAAAUUCCCAACCGUUACGGUGUAAAAAUGCGGGAAUUUUUAUUCGAUUCGUAUUUGGCCAUUUUCUCUUAUAAUGAUACUUAUAAUGAUAAGCCUGAAUUUUCUUGUUGUGUAAAAACUUUAUCGAUAACCUCAAUAUCUAACGCAUGCACGCGCACAUGCUGACGUUAAUUGGAUUACCUUUUUUAUGGCACCAUGUAUAAGAUAAACCGAAGUAUCUUCAACGAAGAGAGAUAUUGAAAAGGUGUAUAGUAAUUUCCGUUACAGCUUUAAAAGUUUUUUUUUAACCCAGGUUGUUUUAUUCGCAUUUUGUCACCAAUAUGCUAUUCUGUAUGUUGAAGUAAGGCUAGACAUUUUUAUAUAUCUUUAUAUCUCCGAUAUAUUUGGUAUAUGGUGUUGUGGGUCUAACAUGAAGUCCUAAAUUUUAACCUUAAAAUUUAACCUCUGGCUCAUGUAAACUCGUGGUUGGACGCCCUAAAUUAAUUAAAAUCGUUUAACGUUAUAAAAUACUACUGGUAUAUUGAUGUAGAUGAUACUCCAGAUGGCAAAGAUUAAAUUUAGCUCUGCCAUAAAUAUAAUCAGACAGUUAGAUGGAAAAUGUCUGACGUGCUAUACUGUAUGAAAAAAAUCUGCCUAUUCAUCUUAACUAUGUAUAUAUAUUUAUGGCAGAACUAAAUUUAAUCUUUGCCAUCUGGAGUAUCAUCUACAACAAUAUACCAGUAGUAUUUUUUAACGUUAAACGAUUUUAAUUAAUUUAGGGGGUCCAACCACGAGUUUACGUGAGCCAGAGGUUAAAUUUUAAGGUUAAAAUUUAGGACUUCAUGUUAGACCCACAACACCAUAUACCAUAUAUCGAUAUGUUUUAUUCCAUUGUAGAUGGAGAGCUACAUGAAUCCGUUGUUUGCAACAUAUCUGCACAACCACGUAAGUUCCUAAAGCGUUUAUAGAUAUUUCAUGGUGAUUCAAAGACGUGUGCACGUCCAUAAUUCAUUCAUGUAGAAUUGCUGGGCAAAAUUAUAUAUAUGCAUGAAGAAUUGCUAUGUUAUAAUAAAUUGAGCAGCAUAUAGAUUUAGUAUAGGUUAUAAAUAGUGUGGUUUCGAGUGCAAUUUGUAGAAAGGAUGUAAGGUACGUUUUCACACACUAUGAAAACCAGUGCAAUUUGACGUUUUUGAAAAACUCAUGAUCGUAAUAUUUUCAGAAUGUACAAGAAACUGUACUGUUAUUGAUUAUACACGUGAAAACAUAUAUGCAGAACCAAAUUCAUAGUCACGUAGGCGUAAUCUCUAUUCUGUGGUAAAACGCCUGGCUCCAUUACAUUGCCCACUUUUACAUGCUUAUUUUGUGUCUGCUACAUGACUAAAUGGAAACCACAUGCAGGGAUAUAAGACAUGUAGAUCAAUAUUGACUUAGGAAACAUGCACUAGUUUAAAUACAACACUGAAUUCGUUCAUUGAAAAUUAACGCAGUUAUAUGCAGGCUUAUAAGUAAAGCUAAUCAACUUUCCCGCAAACAGGUUUUAUUUCCAGUGGCAAGUCUAAGAAGACUAGAGCUUUGGACGUCAUACUACAUCAGAUGGAAUCCACGAAUGCAGCCACAGGUACUGUGCUGUUAAUUAAAAGUCAUACCAAAGGGACUUGGUCGGAGUCCAAGUAUGUUUACGUUUAGAAAAUUAUAAAAUAGCGAUUGAUGUACACAACGGGCCUUGCUCUUUGAAAGCUCGUAAUUGAGAGGGCCCAUGAUGCCGUUAAGUUAAAUCUCUAUAAUAAUUCAUUCUCAUCAUUGAAAUUCCUAUAUUUCUAUCCAGGAAUCAGAAGAGCAAAGAAACAGGGAACUCUUCCAACUCACACAACAGGUAUGAUAUAAACUGCUAUAUGUACUACUUUAUUCAAUUGUGUUGGAAAAACGGACAUGGAAAUGCAGCUUAUAUUGUCUGAUGUUUCAUUGAUGUUUGGGUUAAACUUAAAAAUCAAGUAAAAGGUCGACAAAACUGCAUGCGAUUUUGGUUAUUGCAUGCUGCAAAUAUUUUGAAACAGUUGCGUUGGAAAAUGUUGAAUAACCGUGGUUUAACCUAACUUAAUAAUACUGAUAAAAAAAUUACUCAAUUCUGAUUGGCUAAGAGCAGUACAAUUAUUUUUGAAAUUGCACAUUGUGCAAUUACUGCAGUGCAAUGAACCUAUUACCUAAUGAACAAAAUUUUGAUCUAGACAAAAAGUUCACCACAGCUUGAAAGAGCAUCACAAAAUUAGUAAUAUUGCAAAGUUUCGUUGCGAAAUGUUGUAAAAUGCGGAUAAUAUAGCCCUGCAAAGUUUGCCGUUUUUCAGUCAUUUUGUAUUGCGCGCGGGAAAUUGAUACCGCUUCCUGAAAAAAGGUAUCAAUUUCCCGUGCGUAAUACAAAAUGACUGAAAAACAGCAAACUUCGCAGGGCUAUAUUAUCCGCAUUUUACAACAUUUCGCAACGAAACUUUGGAAUAUUACUAAUUUUGUGAUGCUCUUUCAAGCUGUGGUGAAAUUUUUGUCUAGACUUGUCUAGAUCAAACUUUUGUUCAUUAGGUCCAUCAACAAAACAAGAGCAGAGCCUGAAAACGAGGAAGGAAAAAUCAACAUGGCGCGGCAUCCAGUAGCAAUGUAAAUUUUCACUUUUUUGACGACUUUUUGCACACGACUUUCAAUGAAAAAUUGUAUGUUAAUAUAACAAUUUAAGUACAUGGAGCACGUACAGAUAGACUGAAAAGGUUUGGUAACAAGCAAUGAAAACAAUUCUUAAAUGGCGUAUAUAUAUAUAUAUAUAUAUAUAUAUAUAUAUAUAUAUAUAUAUAUAUAUAUAUAUAUAUAUAUAUAUAUAUAUAUAUAUAUAUAUAUAUAGGUAAGUACACAGAUGUUAUCAAAGCGUGUCAAGCGAAUCGUCUUUGAAAAACUCACUCGUGCAUGUUUUUUCCAAAUUGCACUUGAAACCAUACUAUUACCUAUAUACUUACACAACAGAUUAAAUCGAUAAAGUAUUUUAAAUUUUGAUACAUUGCAAAAAAUAUUUGACUCAAACACUAACUAAAAAUAUUGAGUAAAAUUACUCAAAUUUAUUACUCAAGUAACUAAUUUAAAACUUUACUCAAGAAAUUGAGUAAACUUACUCAUGAAUUUGAGCAAUUCUACUUCUGUAGUAAUAAUAAUAAUAAUUUAUUUGGUUCACCAUAAAAAAAUACAAAUACUAGAAAAUCAUACAUAUCAUAAAAAAAUAAUUGUGGUGAGGAACCCAAAUAGAAACCAUCAUGCAGGCUUGUAUACUUUGGGCUACCUCAUUGAUUUCAGCUAGAUUAAAUGAAACAUGUGCAUGAUACAAGGGCAAAGACAGAUGUUCGAGUAAAAAUGAAAUGAACCAAAUUACUAAAUAUUGAAACUAUAUGUAACGAGAAAAAAGAAACGAUCUUAACUUAGAUUGAAAACUAAAAAUAGAUGAUGAAUUACGUAUAUCGGGAUUCAACGUAUUGAAAAAUUUUGGUCCUUGAUAAUUGACAGAAAAUAGGCGAGUAUUUGUCCUGCAAUAAGGGACGCUAAGUGUUCUUGAUUUACGGGUAUUAUAAUUGUGAAUUUGAUUUACAGUUAAAAGUGGACAUUCAAAACCAUCAGGAAACAAUUUUUGUUUGUAUUGAUAAAUAAACUUUCCGAGGUUAAAUAAAUAGACAUCUUCGAAUUUCAAUAUUUUAAGUUCAUCAAAAAUAGGACUGGUAUGCACACCGAAGUCCUGUUUAUCAAUGAUUCGUAACACACGUUUUUGUAGAACAACAAUGCGAUUGAGAUUAGUUGAAUACGUCGAUCCCCAUACCGUAAUACAAUAUUGAAGAUAUGGAUAUACCAGAGCAAAGUAGAGCAUUCGCAAAGCUGAUUUGAAGAGAUAAAAACUUGAUCUAUAUAUAAUUCCAAUAGAUUUAGAAAUUUUAUGAGCAACAUGGGAUAUAUGUGCUUUCCAUGAUAAGUUCUCAUUGAAAAAAACUAACCGGAAAAUCAAUUAAGCAUAAUUCAAGAUCAGCAAACUUAAUUUUUUUUUAACAUUUUGAAACAUUUUUAUUGUUAAGAACAUUGAGUUUCGGCUGAUCUUGAAUUAUGCAUAAUUGAUUUUCCUAGUUAGUUUUUUCAAUUAAAAGGGCUGAAAAUGCGCCUUAAAAACCAUCAUUCAAAAGGCUGAACUGUGCUUUAAGUUUCGUCCUUCAUCAUAUUCAUUUUGAAAUCAAUGGCGUUCAUAGCAAACUGAUUCGUCAAAAAUAGUGCGAUUAAUUCCCAACAAUUAGCCCAUUAAUCGCACCAUCUUCUGCGAAAAUCGCACCAUUUUCAGUACCGGCCAAUCAUCGGUUGAAGUAUUAAUUUUAGCCAGUCAAUCAAAGUAAAGUAUACAACUCAACUAGCCAAAUCUUUAUUGUGGCGUACUCUUGCUAUGUCGCUGAUUGCCUAAAAAUUUCUUGAAUUUUUUUUUUCGCAAAAUUUCAAUAAUUAAAGUUUAGCUUCGGAGUAUCGCGGGUGUGUCUUUUGUAAACAAUGACACCAUUUCCGGUUUACAAAAAAAGUUUUAGAUUUCAAAAUGUAUAUAAUUACUCAAAUAUGAUUGGCGAAUGAGGGCAUUUUUUUCUUAAUUCAGGGCAAAAUUACUU